UCUGUGCCAGCACCCAGAAGCUUGCUGGUUUGAAUCCCAUGAAUGCCAGGAGUAAUUCUACUUCAUUGGGUCCUUGAGCAAGGCCCUUAACCUGCAAUUGCUUUGUGCUGGAUAUGAGGUUCAAAUACAUCCAGCCCUACAAGGAGGUCCUCCCACUUUCUGGGAAAAUUUGGGGGUUGGUAACAGGAUUGACACUCCAGCCACUUGAAAAACCUUCAUGCUGUUCCAUUCAGAUUAGUGGUGCUGAGUGAUGGACUGUUGUGUGUUGGGUGAGACAAUGUGCUGUAAUCAGCCUGUGCUCCUUACUGCAGGGGUCUGUAUUGGCUGGGUUUGAUUAUGGGGUUGGUUACACUCCCCCUAUAAUUUACACCCAUGCUUCCAACAGUGUUUUAUUUUAUUAUUUUUUGCAUAUCAUCUGGGAUUCACUCUAAGUGUACUGAAUGACUACCAAUCGUCACCUAUAAAAGACUGGCGCCAACAAGUAAAUUGGUAAAAUCCAGUUUAUCCAUGCAUCCAUCCCUUUUCUGUGCCCGUUUGUCGGCAGUCCAGGAGCUUCGGCCGCAGGCGUUCAGUUUAACAAAAUCAUAUUUGUUGUACUUCGUAUUUAUGCCUAUAGUUGGAAUGAAGGAUCCAGGGAUGAAUUUUGUCGGCACAUCAGGGCGUCGUUCUGUAUAUUUCUUGUCAGUUUAAUAUCGUUAAAACGUAACACAUUUAUUAAAUAUACUGCCAGCUUCCUCAAAAGGUAAAGUCUAGUGUGGGUAGAUUUGUUUCCCUAUCAAAACAAUGUAGUUGAAGUCCCACGGCUUGUCCUGGUACCCGUAUUGCUGUCAAGCCUUGAUUAUGCGAUUUAACCUACAAAAUCCAUCGCCCCAAGCACAUUAGUGACAUUUCCCAUGAUGCUCAGCGUACUCGUCAGGCCAGAAGUAGCUGAACCCGGAAGUGCUGUUUUGUUGGCAUUUGAGGGGACGCGAUCGCUCAUGUUUAUGGCGGGGGUGAGAGAGCCGAGCACUGGAUAGUUUUCUGGAGGGAGCUUUCCCGAAAUAACCAGUAACACCUUUAAUUAUGUAUGCUCAAGGAACGGAGAGUUUGAUCAAGCAAGCAAGAGAGAUAAAUGAGGAAGAGCUGGUGAAGUUUUACGGGCGCAUCUCGAAACUCCUUCUAAAUAAAGAUUAUGGAAAUGAAACGGUCGACUCGUUGCAGAGACUGCAUUUGAUCGUCUCCGCGACGAAAUAUGCCAGGAGAUUACCGUCAGACCUCCUGGAGAAACUGCAAGCCCUGCUCUGCUCCCCGGGGUCCUCGGAGCAGCUUCAGGUGCUCUCAUCGUCCAUCCUGCGGGAGAGCCUGCCCCUUAGCGUUGCCAAGCUUCCUAUAAAGGAUCUCCAGGACAGCAGGACCACCAGCUAUGUGGCAUCUGUCAUUCUUGCACAGGCCAAGAGCAAGGCUCAGCUGGCUGAACUGAGCCACCAUUUGCUGAAGGCUGUGGAAACUCGCCAGCCUGACGUGCAGGUUUGCCGUCACACGCUCCCAAUUCUCUCUGCAGCCAUCCGUUCUUCUCCGGACGUUUUGAUGGAGGACCAUGUGAACCUGGUCAACAGGAAGUUGGUGGACUGGCUGCGUUAUGCCAGCAACCAGCAGGGGGCAUCCAUGUCCACCGGAGGAUUCUUCAUGGGUCCUAGAGCUCGACAGCCAGCUCCCAUGAACGAAGUAGACGGCGCGGUUGCUGGAGACUUUUUCACGGUGCUCUGUGUGGGCCAGAGCUACACCGAGGACCAGUGGAUGAACAUGUAUGCCUUCUCUGUGCUGCGAAAGUGGCUGCGCACCUACGACAUCGAGGAGAACAGCGGCUCAGGCGUAGCUCAGGUUAACAGAGUGCAAUUUACACAGCCCAUUUCAGAUGAUCGGUCGGAGGUGGACGGCUCUGUGAUGUCCAUGGUCUCCGCCACGUCGUCCUCUAGUCGCCUGCUGCCCCCCAAAGAGCGCCUGCGGGAGAAGGCCUUCGAGUACUGCCAGCGCCUCGUGGAGCAGAGCGACCGCAAGGCAGUGAGGAAGGCUGACACGGAGCUGCAGAAAGCUUGUCUCGUGGAGGCCGUGACCAUCAUGAACAUCAUCUGUAAGGAGGACCCCUCCUUCGUGUACAGGGCCUUUCCUUGCAUCAAGGCACUGUACAGCCGGCUCAGCGGAGACCUGGCAUUCUCGCGAGUCCUGCUGCCCAUCGCGCAGUUCUACCUCAACCACAGCGAGACGGCCGCUGUGGACUCUGAGACAGUCUUCCGGCAACUCUUCUCCUCAUUCCCUGCUGAGCUUUUCAACGAGUCCAUGCUGGCCUUCGAGUUCGUCCAGUUCUGCCGGACCAACAUGGCCGUCCUGCGAGAGAGCAUGCCCCUCUACGGGCAGAGCUUCCCCAACCUCCUGAAGUUCUUAGCCUGGAACAGCCCCGCCCUGGUGUCGGAGUACGUGGAGCUGUUGCCCUCCCUGCUGACGCCCAGCACGGCCGUGGAGCUGCUGCAUUCCCUGCUGGACCUGCCCUGCUUGGCGGCAGUGCUGGACCUUCAGCUCAGGUCAGCAUCUUGCGCUGCCUCUGAGAAGGCACUGUGGGACUCGGGAGGCAGCAAAGCUGCCAGCUCGCUGGAUGCCUUCCGCCAGCCCUACUACAGAGGCAUGUUCCUGUACAUCCUGAGGCCAGAGGCAGGUACUGGAGACACUAUCGACAGGCUGAGAAUGCUCCAUGACGUCCUGGCCGACAUGGUGGAGAGCCCCCGCGUAGUGCAGUGUGCCCAAACCGUACCUGUCCUCUUGCACGUAUACUUUCACACCGUUGCCCAGUUUGCAGAUGAUAAGCUGAUCAACCAGCUGGUCCUCGUCUUGCUGGAGAGGAGCAGCCUCCUGAUGGAUAUAAAGAACUACCAGACGGAGGUGCAGAGAGUGUUCAGCUCUCACUUGCUGGCCUUAUGCAAGCUCCACCCAUCUCUCAUCAUGGAGCAGUCGCGGGAGCUGUUGGAUAUGGCCGGCUCCACUGUCAACAUCUACCAGAAGGAGGAGCUCUACACACACGUGGUGUGGGCGAUCGGCGAGUACCUGUCCCUGUCACAUGACGCCCGCUGCACGGUGGAGCACAUCACGUCGUCCUUCGAGACCCUGGAGGCCGUGCUCUUUGAGAUCACACAGGUGCGCCAUUCAGCCAGCGCCCCCCGCUUCUCCCCGCGCCUCGUCACCGUGCUCAUGACCACGCUGGCCAAGCUGGCCUCCCGCAGCCAGGACCUCAUCCCCAGGGUGUCCCUCUUCCUCUCCAAGAUGCACUCGUUCGCCUGCAGUGCUCCGGUGGUAGCCUGCUACAGCGAGGAGGACCGCGAGGCCAUUGUCACUCGCGCCCAUGAGCUCAUCAACCUGCUCAAGCUACCCAACGUGGCCCAGUUCGUGUUGACGCCGUCUGCGUCUGGUGGCACCCCGCGCUGGCACCGCGAUGCCAACGCCUCGCUGCCGUUCGCCAUGCGAGCGCUGAGCGGCCUGCUGCCCAAACACAACACGUUCCUGUCCGGGUGAAUGGCAGGCCGGAGUCCAGGAAGGAAGCCAAAGUCUGCUGCUUCAAGCGUGAUGGAAUGCCUGCAGGUUUGGGAAAUCCUGACCAGUAGUGACUGGACUGGAAGUGUGAUGUCAGGUUCCAGGCGUAUGUCCAUAUGAGACACUCAGGAAAUUACCAGGAACUGAAUCUUAAAGAGUAUUCCUCUAACAGGACAUAACAGGAGGAUGGGGCUUCGAAAUCUGUUUGCUUGCAUUUAUUGCAAUUGUACACAUUCACCACAAAUACACAUUUACAGUUGGACUUCAAAUACUAAACAUCCAGGCACAUUUAAAUAUACACCAAGAAAACACUGAGGUACUCUUUUAGGUUUCCUGCAUAGAAUAUUGGUAAAGUUAACGUCUACGUUUUACUUAUACAGUGCUUUGAAAUGCAGGCUUGUCUUACUGUUACUAAAAUGACCUCGAACUUGCACACAGGUAGGCAGUUAUGUCUAUCGUUAAUGUUUCCCAGAGCUAAAAAGCUCACGGUAUUUUUUUUUUCGUUCCACUUAAUACAGCGUACAUAUUUUUUUUUUUCCUACAAAAUGUAAACUUUGAAUGUAAAACAUGCAUUAAGUAUUAAUAAAAGGAAGCAAAGGGUGCC
Molecule: messenger RNA, 4162 nt
Organism: Brienomyrus brachyistius
Lineage: Eukaryota; Metazoa; Chordata; Actinopteri; Osteoglossiformes; Mormyridae
Gene: ap5z1
Product: adaptor related protein complex 5 subunit zeta 1
Exons: 18
Coding region: 1063-3540 (825 amino acids)
Cellular component (GO): AP-5 adaptor complex
Source: RefSeq, a predicted model, not a curated record